Messenger RNA from Pocillopora meandrina, 3267 nucleotides. Lineage: Eukaryota; Metazoa; Cnidaria; Anthozoa; Scleractinia; Pocilloporidae. The record is from the annotation of a GenBank genome assembly.
CUGGGCGUAUGCCACCAGUAACUAAGCAACCAAUACAAGAGGAAAUUAGUAUAGUUUUCAGUGGGAGGUCACGCGAUCCACGAACAAAGACAUUCUUGUUUCCUUCGAAGUUUCUACAAGCCGUAGAUCUCCGCUAAUUGAAACAGCAUAAAGAUGGUGGCCCAUUCUAGAAUUCUUCUCUCUAAGUGUUCCGAGUUUCGUAGAGAAGGUGAAUUUAUCGACAUACGUUUAAAAGUGGGUGAUACACUUUUCCCAGCUCACCAAGUUGUUCUUGCGUCGUAUAGCGAUUAUUUCCGCGCCAUAUUUACUGAUGGGAAAGAAGCGAACCAGGAACUGAUUGAACUGACCGAAGAAAGGAUUUCACCGGAGAUAUUCAAGAUCAUUAUGGACUUCAUCUACAGUGGUGACCUUCAUGUCAACCAGAAGAGCGUAUUUGAGGUUCUUCUCACAGCUAGUCGGCUUCAAAUCGCGAGUGUUGUUCAACUGUGUUGUGAUUUCGUAAAGAAGGAAUUCAUAGAAAAUGGAAUUGACCUGAAGAACUACUCCAUGCUGUGUGCAGCCGCCGAAAGACUUGGUCUGACAGAUCUGCAAGAGGCCGCGGAGGCCAAGAUGGCAUCCAUUUACAAAGAUGUUUGCGAAAGUAAAGAAUUCCUUACUCAUAUCAGUGCAGAUCAAUUGCUCAACCUUCUUGGUCGAGAUGAUCUCAAUUCACCCUCUGAAGCUUUCGUCUUUAAAUCAGUGAUGAAGUGGAUCAGAUACAAAGGGGAAGAGAGGAUGCCAGUUGCUGGGAAAGUUAUCGGAGCUGUUCGUCUGGGGCUAGUAGACGUGAAGAUUGUGAUUAAAGAGUUGAAAACAGAAGAUAUGCAGCGAAUUCCCGAGGUGAACAUACAUCUGCAAGAAUCCAUGAUGCAUCACUUUGUGCCUUCACAUGAAUUUGCUGAAGAGAAAAUGAAACCAAGAUCAAUGCGUCAGGUAAUAAUUUAAUUAAAGUCAUCUUGCAUUUGUCUGUUUAUACAAAAAUUGCAUUCAUUGUUCAUGGCGUACCUUCUUCACUCGACAAAGGAGAGCCCGGUUUCAUAGACUCUCUUGACCUUCUGACUUAGUUUAUUGUUGCCCAAUGUUGGUGGAGAAAAUCUUCUCGGCCGUGAGCAUUAAUGUAAUGCGUGAAAGAUCUUCCCUUUUUAAGAGAAGUUGUUAGUUUACCUUAUUCAGAGUUUUAAUCGGGUUUUUUGUGUUACACUCUCUUUAAACCGGCGAUCGGGUAAUGCAAUCAAGUCGCUCUGCCUACCACGUGAGUUCUGUGGAUGGAGACGAAAAAUUUCUUAUUUAAAUUCGUAGGACACUUUCUCCAUUGCAAAAUAUUACAACUAACUUUAUCCAUUUGACGAUGAUUCUUAACAAUGUCAGGGCUUUUAAGGUUUGCAAUGAACGGUCUUUCCUCUUGUGCAUGUAUUUCAUGUGCCUCGCCGCUACCACAGUGGUUUGCGAUGAAUAAGUAUACGGGCUUCCGUUUUCUUGAGAGUGUAAAGUGUUUUUUCCUAAAAAACCGUUGGAGUCAAACUCUAGACGGUACAGACUAGGAUUUCUUUGUUUUAUUUAUUGAUUCCAAGUUAACUGAUCAUGGAGCGAUCUUUUACAAUGGACCACUGAAAGUUUAACAAUCAUAUCAUUUUGUUCCCAGCUUUAGCCAAAGCCUCGUCCAGCAUAAUGAUUUCGGAUCACUUGCGUGCGUCAACGAGGUCAUUUUCAUUCUAAGUGUUUUUUUUUCAGGUUCUCGUGGCAAUCCAUCCUACUCGAGAUUUAAGGAGCGAAACAUUUGCAAAUGAGCGAAAGACCGGAGGCAAAAUAGAGGAGAAAGCGGUAAGCACUAAGUGCUGGACUUUCCCCUGUCAUCAGUCCGAAGACGCUUUUGCUCAAUAUUUUGAUGUUGACACCAAAUUGUGGAAGCCUUUGGCAUCGGUUGCUCAGCUGGGUGAAAUAACUGAUGUAUGUUAUUCUGCAGAAUUGGUUGGAAAUUACCUGUAUGUAGUCACAGAGGUGCAACAGCAACAGGGGUGCUUUGAAUAUGUUGUAUACCGUUAUCACAUAUUAAAUAACACGUGGGAGAAACUUCCAAAGUUGUAUAUAGGGGUAGACAGAGACAAAUCGCGCCGCCCGCCUAAAAUCUUCUUAUGCUCAGUCAGUGAAAAUUUGUAUGUCAUUGCUCCAUCGAAUCCUCCCCAAAGGUACGAUUUGAUCAAUAACGUUUGGCAAGCUGGGGAAAAGUUGAAUUUUCCCCAACAUGAAGGAAUUCUCCAAUUUCUUGCGGCGACAGUGAUGAAUCGUAAAAUAUAUGUAAUUCAUGAUUGUCAAGAUCGUAAGAAUGUCAACAAACCAGCGGUAUUUCAUUGUUUUGACCCAGAAAAAAAUGAAUGGGAACGUAAAGCUUCGACCUGCCAUCGUCAUUUUCAGUCUAGUAUUUUCGUAGUCAAUAACAGACUAUGUGUGGCAGGGAUUUCCAAUUCAAUAAGAAAUUUAAUGCGGAACCAUCCACCUGUGGAAUUGUAUGACGAACGUAAAGACACCUGGUCUGUUGUGGAGCAGAAACGUAUCCCGCCCAACUUAUUAGGUGCCUUUGAAAUUGAAAGGAGGGUGUAUUUCUUAAUAAACAAUUUUCCUAUUGACAGUGGUAUUAGAAUUCCUCCGGAGGAAAAUUUUCCUGUCCACUUAAGGGAUGAAUGGGGAAACUUAGCAAAAGUAAGUGAAAACGCAGUCUUGUGUUAUUUGCCUGUCAAGAAAGAAAACAUAAGAUAAAGGAAGCAGUGAUAAAUUUAAGGUAAAAAUUUCACGCAUAUAAAAAUCAGUUAAUGCAUGGAAUUGUAAAGAAAGAGGUCUAGAUACUUGUUUCAAUGUAGUUUACUGAAAAGCUAUAUUAUGGUACUCAACACUCACCAUUAAAAUUCACUGUUGUUUCAAAGGAGUGUUAAUAAGUGUACGAUAAAAUAGUUUAUUGUGUAGUUUGUGUUCCAUAUUAGCUAAAAGUACGGCACAUGACAACAUAAUUUGGUUUUCAAUACGAUACAUAAAUUGAGUAAAACUUUUUGGACAGCAUCGAGAGAAGUGAGGAGGAGUCAUGGAAUAAAGCUGUAGGUUAUGAGUAUGGCUCAUCGUAGUGCUGUAGAAAAAAGUAUAUCGACUUUCUUAGAUUAUUUUCUUAAACGCGUACUAAGUAUGCAAAUUGAAAACUGGCGAAGGCCAACAGAUCAUAACUUAAAGUGAUCUCAGUUU